Messenger RNA from Photinus pyralis (common eastern firefly), 2425 nucleotides. Its product is annotated as gastrula zinc finger protein XlCGF46.1-like. The record is from RefSeq and is a predicted model, not a curated record. Gene Ontology annotation, biological process: regulation of transcription by RNA polymerase II. The transcript is spliced from 2 exons. Gene Ontology annotation, cellular component: nucleus. NCBI's taxonomy places the organism in Eukaryota, Metazoa, Arthropoda, Insecta, Coleoptera, Lampyridae. Bases 136 to 1437 code for a protein of 433 amino acids. Gene Ontology annotation, molecular function: RNA polymerase II transcription regulatory region sequence-specific DNA binding; DNA-binding transcription factor activity, RNA polymerase II-specific.
UUCUGUGGUACUACAUGAUUUGGCAAUGCAGCAUUUGAGCUUGGUUUUGAGUCAGAGUAGCCAUCUUCAUGUGUAAUUAACUAUUUAUGGUAGUUUACAGCACAUGUAUUAUGGUAGAUUUUCAAUGCUUUAGGUAUGGAAGGAGAUAACGAUAAUAACACACCACUCAUUAAAAUCGAACCAAAACAAGAAGAGGAAAUCCAUUCUUUUCUUCAGGGACACAUUUCAAUAAGCAAUGAAGUUUUGGUGCCAAUAAAGGACGAAAUUACCAUUAGUACGCUCUCUUCUAAAUCUCUUUAUAGUGGUGACAUACAGCAUCACUCUGAUUUUUUAACCCUGUGUAAAACAGAGUCUAAAGAUUUUACAUGUAGUGAUUGUGAUUAUGGGACAAAUAAUAUAUACCUCUUCAAACAUCAUCUUUUAAUACAUAAAGUUUCAAAGGAUUUUAAAUGUGCUGAUUGUGAUUAUGGGACAAAUGAUAAAUACGUAUUUAAAAAACAUCAUUUAAUACAUAAAGAUUCAAAGGAUUUUAAAUGUGCCACUUGUUAUUAUGGGACAAAUAAUAAAUACCGCUUCAAACAACAUGUUUUAACACAUAACGUUUCAAAGGAUUUUAAAUGUGUUGAUUGUAAUUAUGGGACAAAUAAUAAGCACCUCUUCAAACACCAUCUUUUAAUACAUAAAGUUUCAAAGGAUUUUAAAUGUGCCGAUUGUGAUUAUGGGACAAACAAGAAAUUUAACUUUAACCUACACCUUUUACAACAUAAAGUUUCUAAAGACUUUAAAUGUGCGGAUUGUGAUUAUGGGACAAAUAAUAAAUACCUCUUCAAACAACAUAUUUUACAACAUAAAGUUUCAAAGGAUUUUAAAUGUGCUGCUUGUGAUUAUAGUACAAAUAAUAAACGUAACUUCAAACUACAUCUUUUAAAACAUAAAACUUCUAAAGAUUUUAAAUGUACCGAUUGUGAUUAUGGAACAAACCAUAAAUGGAACUUCAAACAACAUCUUUUAAGACAUAAAGUGUCUAAAGAUUUUAAAUGUGCUAAUUGUCACUAUAGGACAAAUAAUACACGCCACUUCAAAAGACAUCUUUUAAAACAUAACGUAGUUUUUAUAUGUGGUGCUUGUGAUUAUGAGACAAACAAGAAAUUUACCUUUAACCAACAUCUUUUGAAACAUAAAAUUUCUAAAGAUUUGAAAUGUGCUGAUUGUGAAUAUGGGACAAAUAAUAAAUACCUCUUCAAACAACAUUGUUUAACACAUAAAGUUGCAAAGGAUUUAAAAUGUGCUCAUUGUCAUUAUGAGACAAAUGUUAAACGGAACUUGAAACGACAUCUUUUAAAACAUUUUAAAUGUGCUAAUCGUGAUUUUGGUAAAACCUAUCCGAAGCAGCAUCUUUUAAAACACAAAGAGUCUAAAAGUUUUUACAUGUGCUAAUUGUAUUGUGAGAUAAAUAAUAGGUUGGACUUCGAGCAAGACCUUUUGGAAUGCAUUAGGCAUUGUCUUUAAAUCAGGCCAUGGUUUAGGGCCCCUAUGCUGCAAGGGUCCUGACUCGGCACACUGCUAAUUAGCUACUACAAUUUGAAUAUUUAGUUAAUCCCUAGAUACAUUAACCGAUUCUUUAUUAAUAGGUACCUAUAUGUCACAAAAUGUAUUAUAAGUAUGUGUAUAAUAAAAUAAAAUUUAUGCAUAGCAAUCAUAACACACACCAGACACAGAAAGUGGAAUAACUUGUAUCAUUUGUUUGGUUUGCUUGACAGUUUUUUUAAUUUAUUACAUUGCAAAUUAGUUCAUUUCUUGUGAUAAACGACUUGACUGUACUACAACUGACCUUAGCCCAUAGAUUAUAGCGCUGUUCGUUUAUGCGUUCUGAUCACUGCUCUAAGGGACCCUACAGACCGACGUUUUUGUAAAUAUAUUAAUUUGAGCUUGCUAAUUCAUUUUAUUUUGGAAUGUCUCAUUCUAGAACUCUCCCGCGAAUUCCUGUGGAAAUUUCUGGAAUUAUUUUGUACAUUUUCUUUUGGAGCCCGGCAGUUCUACCGUUUAGAACGAACUCUAACUUUACUUUAAAUAUUGGCAGUUUUUCUCUUUCGUUUUAUGGGAGACAAAUAGAAGUUCCGUUGUUGACCUUGUUUUGGUGCAUUGUGGCGGGGAGAAUAACGCCGUCAUCCCUCGUAAACAAAUAAAAUGCAAGGAUAUCGACAUUAAAUUGAUUAUUUAUAAUUAAAUUUCUUGCAGCAUUUCAUCAUAUCUUUAGCAGGUUCAAUAUGUUGCCGUUCCUUUACAGGGUGCUUCAUCUGGGAGCGAGUUGCGUUAGAGGUCAUGAUUUUUGAACGAUUGCACUUGAGAUUGAAGUAUAAAUGACGUCAAUCAUCGCAUAUGCGAAGAAAAAGACAUGUCUUGUAGUGGGCGGCUACCUGCGGCU